Molecule: messenger RNA, 1394 nt
Organism: Oncorhynchus kisutch (coho salmon)
Lineage: Eukaryota; Metazoa; Chordata; Actinopteri; Salmoniformes; Salmonidae
Product: non-histone chromosomal protein HMG-14-like
Exons: 6
Coding region: 198-461 (87 amino acids)
Cellular component (GO): nucleus; chromatin
Molecular function (GO): nucleosomal DNA binding
Source: RefSeq, a predicted model, not a curated record
GCUAUAAUGAAUUCAAUAGGGAGGGAGGGAGGGGGAGAAUCCAAUCCGGUUUGAGCUAGUUUUUGUUCCAAUGGAACAUUAAGGUUUGCUACGCUGUAAUAGAACGUAGUGUUUGAAUCUUAUACCAACAUACAGUAUUUUUCUUGCUCCGUUUUGGAACAGUUCCCUCUUUAUUUGAACUUAUACGCAAAACAGCCAUGCCUAAAAGGAGCAAAGCAAGCGCUGAUGUUGAGGCAGCAGAGCCUAAGAGGAGAUCUGAGAGAUUGGUAAAUAAACCUGCAAUUGCAAAGGCAGAGCCCAAGCCAAAGAAGGAGAAGGCAGCACCUAAGCCCAAGAAGGCUAAAGAGGUGAAAAAGACCGAGCCUGAGAAGGAGGUGCCCGCAGAGAAUGGAGAAGCCAAAGCUGAGGAAGAGGCACCAGAAGAACCUGAACAGAAAGAGGAGGAAGAGGCGGCCGAAUAACAUCUCUCAAACCACAUCUUUUAUCAGUGCUCCCUGUACCUCUUUUUCUUGUACAAUUCAGGGGUAUAUUUUUAUCGACUAUUUUCUAAAUGCAGGUUUUUUAGUAGUUUGAUUGUAGAAACACAUUUUUUUAUGAAAUAAAAAAUACAAUUUGAGAUGGGGAUUUCAUUGCAUCCCAUGUUUUUACAUCUCUGGAACAAUUACGGUCAUUGUAAAUGUCAACGGUUUUUAUUUUCGCUAUGGGGGAGGGGUGGGAAUGGGACAGGUUACUACACCAAGAACAUGCAAGCACGUCGUUUACAGGAUCUGGUCAAAACAACAGAGAGCUUGUCUGAGAGACUAACAUUCCAUAGGCUAUAUGAGGGAAGGUAUACGUAACCUGCAUUGUGUGGUGGGGAUGAAUUAACUCAAGGGGGAACACAUUGUUUUAUUGUUUAUAAUGAGGAAAACAUUUUAAGGUGUUUAAACUGUGUUCCAUAUGUUAACUCUUGUACUCAUUAUGUUUUUCUUUACCAUUCUGCUUAAUAAACCUAUUCCCUAGUACUGGAGUUCCUCCCUAUCAGGCCUGUGCAUUGGGUGUAAUUGGUUGGCUCUGUUCUGUGAUAGCAUUGCAAUAAAUUUGUAUAGCUGCUAUUAAAAGGGGUUUUCAACUUUCUAUAUGCAGUGUGUAAUGGUACAUUGUGAGUAUGGUAAAAUGGAAUUGUGUUCUUAGCCAAGCUAAAGAAGUACAUAAGUUAAAUAUACUGACGAUUAUGGUUCCUUGGAUGCUGAGAAACUGUACAUCCAUUUGAGCUGUCAAAUACACAAACCAGCAGUAGCAAUAUUCAUGUGGGGUUUAGGUAUCAAGUACAAGUGUACAGUUCUUUUAUCCUUUGUUUAUAGAUGUAUCUGUGUAAUGAUUGGUAUAAACAAACCAAUAAAAAUUUGGUUGUA